Phaeodactylum tricornutum CCAP 1055/1 is the source of this 1090-nucleotide messenger RNA. RefSeq lists its product with no specific name. The transcript has a single exon. NCBI's taxonomy places the organism in Eukaryota, Bacillariophyta, Bacillariophyceae, Surirellales, Neidiaceae. Bases 1 to 987 code for a protein of 328 amino acids. The record is from RefSeq and is a predicted model, not a curated record.
AUGACCCUUCGUCUCGGUCUUGCACGCUAUCUUGACGCUCGAACCCGAUCAAAGACAUCUAGUCUCACUAUUCGACAGAGAUACGACGUAAAAGCAUACUAUACAAUGACAGAGGCCAACGAGGAAAGAGCCAAGCAGGAUGCCAAAUAUGGAUUCAAAUCGCCAGAGGAGAAUCGUCAAAAAUUUGAACAGAAAGAAUGGCGCAACAAAGCAUUCCAGGGCGUAUCUCCUAUGGAUUUCGCGAUGCAACAACGUCUCCGAGACAAGGAGCGUAAGGAAAAGGAGGCCCAGGCCAAAGCAGCUAUGUACCGUUAUCAGGGAAAACCAAGUGACGAUGCAAUUACCUUAAGGCGUAAGGAACAGCAUGACCGUGAGAAGAUGGCAAAAGAAACGGCCCGUGAGACAAAGUCGAACUUAAAAGAUGUUCUCAUCACGGAGACCGCGGAGUCUGCGUCUCGCAAAGAGCAUUUUGAUCGAGACAACCAGUGGAAGGAAACAGGCCGUACUACACGUUCCAACCUCAAAGACGUUAAUAUGAGUGGUGCUGCUUUCGAAACCGAAAUUAGGAAGGAGCAGCAUCAGCGUGAUCAAGGAUAUAAGGCCACUGCCCGGGAAACGCGAGAGGGUCUCAAAGAUGUUCUCAUCACGGAGACCGCGGAGUCUGCGUCUCGCAAGGAGCACUUUGAUCGAGAUAACCAGUGGAAGGAAACAGGCCGUACUACGCGUUCCAACCUCAAGGAUGUCAACAUGGCUGUUCCUUCAUUUGAGACCGAUGUCCGUAAGGAGCAGCAUACACGUGAUCAAGGAUAUAAGGCUACACAGCGUGAUACCCGAGACAACUUGCGCCACUAUGAUGAUACUGCCGAGGACGUCAUCACUAGUGUUCGCAAGGAUCAGCAUAUGCGUGAGCAGGGGGCGAAAGCAACCGCCAAGCAGACCAAGGAUUCACUGAAAGACGUCAACAUGGCUGCCGCCGUCUUCAUGUAGUACAAUCGUGUAUAGCUAUUGUGCCCUUCCUAGUUUGUCUAUCAUUUCGAAUCGUACACAGAGCAAUUCUUCCGUUCUAAUAAUAUAUCAAAAUGUCUUUGCU